GGCAACCAGAUUUUGGUGGCGCGGGAUCGUGGGGGCCGCGGCGCUGACCAGAGGGGCUGGGCGACCCUUGGUUCUGCUGCCGGUGAGGCGUGAGAGUGCCGGGGCCGACACGCGCCAAAUCGAGCCCUCGGCUGGGCGCGGUGGCUCACGCCUAUAAUCCUAGCACUUUAGGAGGCCGAGGCGGGUGGAUCACGAUGUCAAGAGAUCGAGACCAUCCUGGUCAACAAGCCACUGUCAGACCACGGAAUGAUGCGGCCCACAAGCAGCUCUCAGCUUUUGGAGAGUAUGUGGCUGAAAUCCUGCCCAAGUAUGUCCAGCAAGUUCAGGUGUCCUUAUUCGAUGAAUUAGAGAUCUGUAUCCAUCCUGAUGGCAUCAUCCCAGUGCUGACUUUCCUCAAGGAUCACACCAAUGCACAGUUCAAAUCCCUGGCUGACUUGACAGCAGUGGACAUCCCAACUCGACAGAACCGUUUUGAGAUUGUCUACAACCUGUUGUCUCUGCGCUUUAACUCACGGAUCCGUGUGAAGACCUACACAGAUGAGCUGACGCCCAUUGAGUCCCUUACCUCUGUGUUCAAGGCAGCCAACUGGUAUGAGAGGGAGGUCUGGGACAUGUUUGGCGUCUUCUUUGUUAACCACCCUGAUCUAAGAAGGAUCCUGACAGAUUAUGGCUUCGAGGGACAUCCUUUCCGGAAAGACUUCCCUCUAUCUGGCUAUGUUGAGUUACGCUAUGACGAUGAGGUGAAGCGAGUGGUGGCAGAGCCAGUGGAGUUGGCCCAAGAGUUCCGAAAAUUUGACCUGAACAGCCCCUGGGAGGCUUUCCCAAUCUAUCGCCAACCCCCAGAGAGUCUCAAGCUUGAAGCGGGAGAGAAGAAGCCUGAAGCCAAGUAGCUCCAAGGAAGGCGUGUGCAUCCUAGAAAGCCCCUUAUCUAUAAUUGAGUGUCCAUGUAAAUAAAUUCCUACUUAAACUCA
Messenger RNA from Callithrix jacchus (white-tufted-ear marmoset), 971 nucleotides. It is a transcript of the gene NDUFS3, whose product is annotated as NADH:ubiquinone oxidoreductase core subunit S3. Gene Ontology annotation, cellular component: respiratory chain complex I. NCBI's taxonomy places the organism in Eukaryota, Metazoa, Chordata, Mammalia, Primates, Cebidae. Gene Ontology annotation, molecular function: NADH dehydrogenase (ubiquinone) activity. The record is from RefSeq and is a predicted model, not a curated record.